Messenger RNA from Indicator indicator, 822 nucleotides. It is a transcript of the gene ENDOV, whose product is annotated as endonuclease V. The record is from RefSeq and is a predicted model, not a curated record. Lineage: Eukaryota; Metazoa; Chordata; Aves; Piciformes; Indicatoridae. Gene Ontology annotation, biological process: DNA repair. Gene Ontology annotation, molecular function: single-stranded RNA binding; RNA endonuclease activity producing 5'-phosphomonoesters, hydrolytic mechanism. The transcript is spliced from 9 exons. Gene Ontology annotation, cellular component: cytoplasm; nucleolus. The coding region runs from base 1 to 822 and encodes 273 amino acids.
AUGUCGGGGCACGCAGCGGAGCCGCCGCCGGACGCCACACUCCGCGGCUGGGAACGAGAGCAGGCCCAGCUAAAGGCCAGUGUGGUGGAGGAGGACACCGAGGAGUGGCAGAAGGAUUCGCGUUUUGCAGGACUGGAGAGAGUAGGAGGUGUGGACUUGUCUUAUGUCAAAGGAGAUGACACCAAUGCCUGUGCUUCCCUGGUCGUACUCAGCUACCCAGCUCUUGAGGUGCUGUACGAGGAUUGCCGGAUGGUGGCUGUGAGUGCCCCGUACGUGGCAGGGUUCUUGGCCUUCCGAGAGGUCCCUUUCCUGGUGGAAGCUCUUCAGAGACUUGAGCAAGAAAAGCCCGAGCUCAAACCUCAGGUGCUUCUUGUGGAUGGGAAUGGUCUGCUCCAUCCCAGAGGAUUUGGUGUGGCCUGUCACCUUGGAGUCCUGACAGAUCUGCCAUGCAUUGGAGUGGCCAAGAACCUCCUACAGGUGGAUGGCUUGGUCAAGGAUGAGCUGCACAAAGAGCAGAUUCGCUCCCUGCGGAGGGGAGGAGAUUCAUUCCCAUUGACAGGCACCUCAGGAGGAGUCCUGGGCAUGGCCCUGCGUAGCUACGACAACAGCUCUAAGCCCCUGUAUGUGUCUGUGGGCCACAGGGUGUGCCUGGAGACAGCCCUGCGCCUGGUCAAGUCCUGCUGCCGGUACCGCGUCCCAGAGCCCAUCCGGCAGGCUGAUAUUAGGUCGAGGGAGUAUAUCCGGAAGCAGCUGUGUUCACCACUGGAGGUCACAUCUUCUGGGCCAGAAAGCAGAAAAAAGGAAGCUGAACUGGAUGAUUAG